This is a messenger RNA of Owenia fusiformis, 1658 nucleotides long. The record is from the annotation of a GenBank genome assembly. NCBI's taxonomy places the organism in Eukaryota, Metazoa, Annelida, Polychaeta, Sabellida, Oweniidae.
AGAGAACGCAAGGUGCAUAGGCCACUCUUAGGAGAACGUUGACAACUUGACUAAACCUUACUUUAUAAGUAUAUCUAUAACAAUGGCUGCCACAAACACCGAAUACCCGGAAUUGUUAUAUGAAUACCUCAAUGGCUUCAUCAAGACAUGGUCUCUUGUUGCGGCUGUUGAUUUGAAGAUCUUUGACCACCUAGAGGGAGCUGGUAAACCUCUGAAGGCAACCGAAGUAGCCAAAAACCUUGAACUUAAUGCACCUUACACAAAGCGCUUCCUUGACGUUCUCACAGCCAUGAAACUUGUCAAGAAAAACUCAGAAGAAGAAACCUAUACGAAUGAGCCGUUAAGCUCUAAAUAUCUUGUCAGAUCCAGUCCCGAUUGUAUGGCAGGGGCAGCAGUUUACGAGCGCACAAUAGAGAUACCAACACAGGCUUGGCUCGCUAAUGCUAUCAGAACAGGUGAUAGCCAACUUGAGAAUGCUAUUGGUGUCCCAGCCGACAAAAUCUUUGAUACGGAGAUCGGUUGUUACAAAACUCCUCAGGAACAAUAUGAAUUUAUAGACGGACAGGAAGGCAUAGCUAUCGGUAUGACCAAUAAAUGCCUAACUUCAUUUGAUCUCAGUGAGUUCAAAACUGCAGUAGAUGUUGGUGGUGGCUCGGGAGUCAACACAUGGGCACUCGCCAGACUCUACCCAGAUAUGGAAAUCACACAUUUCGACUUACCCGUGGUAUUACAGUACAGGGAAAAAUUCAUGCCAAAGAACGCUAAACAAUACAAAGUCAAAACACAUGAGGGUAACUUCUUUGAGGAUCCCAUCCCAUCUGCAGAUCUUUAUCUUGUGUCUCAUGUCUUCCACGACCAUCCAGUUGCCAAAAGUGUCGGCCUUGUGAAGAAAUUAUUUGGCAGUCUCAAUCCAGGUGGCGCCAUUGUGAUUCUUGAAACAUUCUGGAACAACGAGAAAACAGGGCCUCUAAAGGCUGCAAUGGAUGAGGCUAGAUUCCUUGCCUUGUUAAGAGAUAGCUACAUCAGAUCACCGAACGAUUUCAGCGAUAUUCUUAAGCAGGCUGGCUUUGUUGAUGUCCAAGUGUCUUGGGUUGAAGGAGAGGCCUGGUCAGAUACCAUCAUGGCGAGAAAACCAAAAUAAAUGCAAACAUGAACAGUCUUUGCUAUAUUGUUAUAACAAUGUUGUAACAUUGCUCAAUUUUUGGUUUUAUGAUUGUUAGAUGUGUAUUGAGGAUUUUUAUGCUUUUGUAACUUAUGUAAAAAGAUCAAAUUGACAUAUGCCAAGAUGAGUGUGAAAUCUAGUUUGUAGUUUUAAAUACUGGUGAAUUGACCAGAUGCUUUUUGGUAAAUGUUCGAAGCAUUUUUCUAUAUUAUUAAUCCUUGUUCCUUCAUAAUCCAUCUUAUACUUAAGAAAAAUACUUACGUCGUCUUUAAGAGUUAAUGUUUGUGUUUUCAAUGAAAUAAAUAUAUUUUCUUAUCUGUCCAUCCUUGUAUUUUCUUUCUACUAACAAUCGCAAGCGCUUGAAGCAGACCGACAUAAAAACUAUAUGCAAAGAGGAUUUUAGUCAUAUUCAUAUCCUUACAAGGAUUAUUAUCAAAAAGCAACACACAUACUCUGUAAAUCACCGGUGAUUCACUCGAUUACGCUGGUACCGUUU